Amaranthus tricolor (Joseph's coat) is the source of this 1870-nucleotide messenger RNA. Its product is annotated as heterogeneous nuclear ribonucleoprotein 1-like. NCBI's taxonomy places the organism in Eukaryota, Viridiplantae, Streptophyta, Magnoliopsida, Caryophyllales, Amaranthaceae. The record is from RefSeq and is a predicted model, not a curated record. Gene Ontology annotation, molecular function: RNA binding. The transcript is spliced from 2 exons. The coding region runs from base 369 to 1547 and encodes 392 amino acids.
GUUUUACAUGCCUACUUUCAAUCUAGAGGGUAGAGAUGAGAGUUCACACCCCAUUGACAAAUGAUGAUGAAAGGAAAAAAAAAUUGUAAAGAUGAAAAAUCCUAACCGUUAAAACAAGGAAAUCUGAUCCAUCCUUCUCACAAAAUAGUCAAAAACCCCGUAUUGUUUACUCACUUGCAAACCUUCCAGUUCCAUCCCUCCUUUCGCCCCCAACAAAACCCUUAUCAUCUUUCCUUCUCAGUUCUCCCGACUUUCUCUCUCUACAACCCUAUCUUUCUCUCUCCUCAUCAAUCUAAUUGGUGACAGAAAAACGAGAGAGAGGUUUUGAAUUUGUUUACAUUAGGUUUAGAUCGUAAUACAAAUUAAGGAUGGAUUCAGAUCAAGGGAAAUUGUUUGUAGGUGGGAUUUCAUGGGAAACGGAUGAAGAAAAGCUUAAAGAAUAUUUUGGGCAGUAUGGAGAUGUUUAUCAGGCUAAUAUUAUGAGAGAUAAAACAACUGGUAGACCUAGAGGUUUUGGAUUUGUUCUUUUUUCAGAUCCUUCUGUUGUUGAUAGAGUUCUUCAGGAUAAACAUACCAUCGAUGGUAGAACGGUCGAGGCUAAGCGAGCAAUGUCAAGAGAAGAUCAGCAGAACUCUGGAAGAGGAAACAAUGGUGGUAGAGACGUAGGUGGAGGAAACAUUAGAACCAAGAAGAUAUUUGUUGGAGGAUUACCUCCUACUUUAACUGACGAAGGGUUUCGGCAGUACUUUGAGAACUAUGGUAGUGUAACUGAUGUGGUUAUUAUGUAUGAUCAGAAUACAAAUAGACCCCGUGGUUUUGGAUUCAUUUCUUUUGACAACGAGGAUGCAGUAGAUAGAGUUUUACAGAAUACCUUCCAUGAUUUAAACGGGAAGCAAGUUGAGGUUAAGCGUGCUCUACCCAAGGACGCCAACCCUGGUAUGGGCAACCGUGGGGGUGGUGGUGGUUAUAAUUCUGGUGGUGACCAGAAUGCUUAUGAUAACAGGAUGGGUUCUAAUAGAUAUAUGCAGGGUCAAAAUGCAGGUGGUGCUUUUCCACCGUAUAGUUCUGGCUAUGGUGCAGCGGGUUAUGGAUAUGCGCCUGCUAAUGCUGGCAUGGGCUAUGGUGCGUAUCCUGGAUAUGGAGGCCCUGCCAGUGCAGUGUAUGGGAAUCCAAAUGCUCAAAGGAGUUCAUGGAAUGCACAGGCAGCUUCUGGUUAUGGUGCAGCUGGUUAUGGAAAUGCAGGUCCUUGGGGUGCUGCUGGUGCAGGUAAUGGUGGCCCGACUGGUCAAUCUCCCAGUGUAGGCUCUGGGUAUGGGAGUCAAGCUUAUGGAUAUGGGGGUUACGGCGGUGGUGAUGGAUAUGGUAACGGAGGUAAUCGUUCUGGUGGGGCCACCGGUAACAAUGGAUCUGGUGGUGCAGGAGAGAGGCAAGGGGGCUAUAGUAGUGGAUAUGGUGAUGCUAAUGGUCAUGGUGGAUAUGGUGCUGGUGGUUAUGGGACUCAGGCCGGUUCACAAAUGGGUUACAAUAGUGGAUAUGGUGGUGCCUAAAAUUGACAAGCUCAGUAGCUUAAUUAUCUUGGACCCUGGAAGUUUGUUUUCCAAGUGAUGAGGGAAUCCUCUUUCUGUCUCAAGCAUGCUGCUGUAUGGUUGGCUUGUUGAUUUCCUGUAGUUCACCUUAUUGUUCUUGAUGGUCUUUUUUUAAACAAUUUGUUUAUCAGAGUACUAGCUGUUCAUUUUAUUGUCGUUUUGAGUUUAGUUAUGUAUUUGGUGUGCUGAUUGUUGUUUAUUUGCUAUUACUGCUGCUCUAUUACUGUCCUUAAGUGUCUAGGCUGUAUAAGCUUAUAUUGAUCUGUUUCUUUGGUUGCUUUCUA